This is a messenger RNA of Danio rerio (zebrafish), 4911 nucleotides long. The record is from RefSeq and is a predicted model, not a curated record. NCBI's taxonomy places the organism in Eukaryota, Metazoa, Chordata, Actinopteri, Cypriniformes, Danionidae.
CGAGUCUCGCCGUCACACUGACGUUUACAGUCAUUUGUGUAAGCACUUUCCUGCUGGGCAGCGCGGGCGCCAUUUUGUUCGUCUGUAAAACCGAGAAGAGAAAAGUCCUGUACUGGAGAGCCUACGUGCAUCAACCCGAACAUACUUAAUUCCACUCGGUAUAAACUGGUAAUUGUGCUAGAUUAAUUUAAAGUAAAUGUUAUUAAACAUUUUAUUUAUUUAUCAUUCAACAUAUUUUAGUACAGUCUAGUAGUUGUGUUAAAGUUAGAAUGCUAACUUACUCGAAGUUAGCAACAUGCUAUGCUAAGCCGUAGAAUAAGCUACCGUGUUGUUUGUCACGUAACGCUAAACAGCUAUUGGAUUUAAAAUAUACUCAUUUGGUCUUUACACGUUGUUUGUCUGUGUUUUUCAUAUGAAGAUUUGCAUAGUAAAUCGAGUCAAAUAAAACAAUGACACCACGGCCUAACUCGACAAUCUUGCAUAACGCGACAAUCAUUUGAGUAACGUUAGUGGAUUUCGAAGAUUACGGUAAUGUAAUACAGCUAUGGGAAUAUAAUUAUUGACUCUUAUUACAUUCAAAACGUUUUUGCUUCGGCUUUGAUUUAUGAUCGUGGUGAUAUUUGCUUUUUGUUCAUCUGUAAAAAUGUGCUUUAAACCUUUACACUUUACAAAUGCAGAUUUUGUAAACUGCACCUUAACGUUACAUUCGCGGACACAAAAUCGUCAAAAUGCUGAAUUUGAUACUAACUUUAAAACGUGAUUAAUACUGUUUACUAUGUUUGGAUCACCACACCAAGAACAAAAUCGUGUUGAAACACGACAUUGUUGUUACAGAAAUCCAUUGUUGUCUUUACGUGUUAUGUAAACCCUAACACAUGUUCUGUCUGCCAUGUUUUCCGUGUAAUAAUGCAUAUUGUGUCUCUGUCCUUAUUUAAAUAACCAACUUUUCAGCACAUGGGGAGUGUUUUUGUCUCCUUUUUGAAAUGUAGGUUAUUCAAGAUCUUGUCCCUCAUUCCAGAGGAUUGCUGGAGUUGGAUAAUGAGUUAGCUUUCCUGAAGAUUGCUGCCUUUUUGUAUUAAAAAUCUCUCCAUUGUUUUUUUUUCCCUCUUAUUGGGCUUUUUUUUAAAGUUCCUGUUUACCCCAUUUUAAUUUUUCCACCCGGCUUCCAGUGACGUAGAAGAUAUUGUUCCUUUUUUACCCAUUUCAACAUCUCCAAGAUAUCCAGAUAUACAUGUUUUGCCCCUUUUUGACUUCAUCUAGUUCAAGAAUUUUUUAAACUCCCCCAAACCCAAUCACCUCUCAAUUAUCAACAAUCUCGGAGAAAAACAAAAAACAAAAGGACAUUUUCCACCAUCUGCCAGUUUUAGCAAAGCAGUCUGAUGGGAACAGGUCACUAAAAGAGAGGCAAAAGUUGCCCCUGCUUCCCUUGUUCGCUCUGUACUCAUCAGUCAAGUAUUCCUUCAGGAUCCAAACAGUGCGGAGCGACUCUUCAAGGAGUGCUUGAGAUUGUGCCGGGGAACAUCUCAGCCACUGCAGGGAGAUUGCAAGUGUCCAGGACGAGAUCCCACCUCCUGACCCUGAAGAGUACAAACCUGUUCCAGAAUGACCUUGCAAGGAGAUGAUUGCUACUUUUUCUACUAUUCUACCUGUACGAAGGGUGACAGUUGCCCUUUUCGACACUGUGAGGCUGCCAUGGGUAGUGAAACGGUUUGCAACCUGUGGCAAGAGCAAAGAUGCUUCCGUAACGUCUGCAAGUUUCGACACAUGGAAAUAGAUAAAAACCGAAAGGAAAUUGCCUGCUAUUGGGAGAAUCAGCCGGCUGGAUGCCAGAAGCCUCAUUGUGCUUUCCAUCAUGAGAAGCCACGCAUCAUCAAUGGCAACUACUUGGCUCCAGAUAAGGGGCAGGUAGCGCGAAAGGACAAUGAAGAGGCCCCGCUUGAGGAGAAGGUGAACCAAGUCCCUGCACCCAGUGCAAACCCCACUAACCCACAGCUCAGAGGAGUCAAGAGAACUGAGACCCAAGAGAAUGUGCCCAGCCCUACUCAUCCACCAGUGGUCAUUAACCCUGUGGAUGACGAUGAUGAAGAUGAUCAGUUUUCAGAGGAAGGAGACGAAUCUUUAGGAGUCUCACCCCGGAAACUGGUCUCAAGCAAACAUGACUCUCUGGACUUUGGUAUCCAGACGUUAGAGGAGAUCAGGCUGAGGAAAGCACUUAUGUCCAACCUAAAGAAAGCUAGGCAGAGCACAGUGCAAGGCUUAGCCCAAAUCAGUAGACCUACUGUUGAAAAGGAAAACAUUCAGUCUCUCUCACGUCUGGAAGUUAACAAUGUCAAGAUUGAUUCAUCUGGUAAAGAAGUUGGAAAAAGACGAAUUGCAGACAGGCUUGGCAAAAGAAUUUUGGAAAGAGAUGUCCCUGGGGAAGAAGGCCCACCUUUAAAACGAAGCCUUGCUGAACGUCUCGGUGGAGUUGUUGAAUCCUCGACAGAUGUGCUAACAAAUAAAUCUCAUAAACCAGUGCACGAAAGACUUGGAUUGACAACUGACAUGAGUAGCGGUGACAGCGAGCCAAAAUCAUCCGGAGACAUUCGUAUAAAAACCCUAGAGGAGAUUCGGCAAGAGAAGGCAGCCAAAAACCUCAGCAAAAGUAAAGUUGUUCGUGUUGUGAAAGAAGUGCCGCAGAAAGAGAUCAGCCCCUCCAAAAAAAGUGUCAAACCUGUUGCUGGACCUCAAGUUAAAACUUUCUCUGAAAUCCUUCACGAAAAGAAAAGAAAAAUGCAGGAGAAAAAAGAGCAGGAAAUAAACAAAGCUGACAAAAGCCCAGAGAGGAGCGAAGAACCCUCUUCUGCCAGAGCCACUAAUAAGACCACUGUGACAACUGGGGAGGUCAGAGUAAAAACACUAGAGGAAAUCCGCAGGGAAAAAGCAGCUCGGAUGCAAACACAGCUUGGAGAGACCACAGACAACAAGACUCCAACCUCUAGUGAAGCAGAACUAAGUGGACCUUCAAAGAGGCGCAUUCUACGCAUAAACAAAACCUCACCUGCUGCAGUAACUCAGACAAAGCCAGAUGCCUCUGAGAAGAAACCAGAACCUGCAACUGAGGCAAAUGGAAAAAUCGAACCAUCCAGCGAGGUUGUCAAAGUGAAGACAUUUGAGGAAAUCAUGCGAGAGAAGAGACUCCGCAAGCUACAGGAAGAGCAGGUCACCUCCAGCAACCAGAAAGAUGUAGGAGCGUCUGAAUCACCGCCUGCCCCUGAACCCUCUGUCCAGCCUCAAACCACAGUCAGACAGAGGAUCACCUUUAAAGCCAAGCCCAGUCCACCUGUCUCUGAUGCUGUGGUGAUCGAGAAAAGCUCACCUGAGCGCUCUGAAGACAGCACUCCAUCAACUAACACACCAAAGCCCUCAACCUCACCAGUCAGACCAGUGCGGAUAGCAGAGGGUAUCGUUACACCAGCUGAGACCAAAGUGAGACCCAAAGUGAAUGUGAAGCCAUCAGUAGUGAAGCCGGCAGCCCCGUCUGUCCAGAAGAGGAAAGCUGCAAAAGUUCAUUCUGCUGUUGCUGAAGUCAAGCCUCUGAACACUACCUGUCAAACACCUUCCUCGCCAGUGAUGCCCAACAAGCGCCUUAAGAUGGCGUCACCCACCUGUAAGAAAGUGGUUCAGUCCGACACUCAGCAGGUGCCCUCCAACACAGAGAAUAUUCAGAUGAUGCCUGUCAGCUGUUCUGAACCCGCAAGCACUACAUCAGUGGAGACUGUUGUGGUCCCACAUAGCCCUGUGAUCAAAACCCCCAGCAUGCAACGCUCUCGGCGGUGCAGCACCACUUCUGGACGUCCUCCUGUUGUUACUAGUUCAUCAAUGGAUGACUUUGAAGACCUGUUGGAUGAAUUUACCGAUGAUCGACUUGAAGAUGAGUUGGAACUGGAUUCAGGCAAAGGAGAGGACGACCUUCUUUUAGAGCUUUCAGAGAUGAUUGACAGUUAAAAACUAAAAGCAUCAUCUCGUCACUUAAAAAACACUGCCUCUAUAUACAGCAUUUUAAAUUAAAUUUAAUUUUCAACUACAAUAGAUUUGUUUUAAUGUUCCUUUUUAGAUUUUUCUUGUCGAUGUAAAUAUAAUUUCCUCAUUGUCAGAAAGUGCUUGAGAAACACCAGUUAUGUUCAAAACGAGUCCUUUCGGUUUCUUUUAGUUGACAAUGUAAAGCUGUCAAAAGAAAAAAAAGUUCUUGCAGGUAUUACCAAGCCAUUAUUAUCAUCAUCAUCAGACAGCCUCAGGUAUAAUGAUUGUGUUGGAAGUUGCGUUAUAGCACUAUCUCUCAUCAUGUGUUACAGAGACAGGAAGUUUUCAGUUGUGUACUGUGUAUGCCGAAAAAUAGCUUUUUAUUAGAGAUGGACAGCAAGGACAUGUUUUCUUGUGUCAUAUGUAUGAUCUGAGUCAUUAAAUGUUUUUUGGCCGUCAAUGUUGUUGUUUUAAUAGGUGAUUCCCUCACCUUUACUGCUUAAUGAUUGGACAGAAGGCUGAAGGUCAUGGUUGUUUUUUGUUUGAGUUGUGCAGAAGAAAUCCUAUCAUAGAUUUUAUGCUAUGCUUCAUUCCCUUGGGGGACCUUCUCUACAUUUUUCACCUUGUGAAAUAAACGUGAGUUUAUUUUAGCAAUUAGUUUUUUAUUAGACUUCUGAAUGCAACAUAUAGGUGUGAAGCAGCUGGUUCUCAGGGAUAAAUACUUUGUUCAUCUUUUCUUGCGUGUGUUUUCUUUUUGUAUUUCCUCUUCUGUGUCGUUGUUUUAAUUCAUUUUCAUUUACUGACAUCAUGCAUUAAUGGCAUGUGAUAAUGUUGUUUGUUUUGUCUGCCUUACCUGAGUUACGCCUCUUCAGAACCAUCUUUGUAAAUAAAAUGUCUCUAUGAGAAAAA